AUGGAGUCGAGCAUUGAUCCCGACUUGCAAAAACUGUGUCGCCAGUUCUUCCAAUUAGUUGACGUCCAGCAGCUGAGAUGGCCAGAAUCGCAGAAGUUGAAGAAGCCGGAUGUGCAAGCCUGGAUCUAUGAUAAUCUUUUUAAUUCCGACAACAUCGCUUUUCUUCCCCCUGACCGUUAUCGACAAAGAGUCUUAAAACUCCUCAUGACCAAGAUCGAGUCCGCUAUCGAGGAUCCAGAGGAGGAUGUAUGGCCUCACCUUUCCUUUUGUCUACCAUCCAAGAGCCUGGAGGGACCUGAGAUAUCAGAUGAUCUUAUGAACGAACUUUCAUCUCUCUUGAGCUCCACCCUCCUCCCGGAAGCUGCAUCUGCCCAGCAAAAGGCCUAUGUGACAUACUCUUUUCCGCUCGACAGGGGAGAUUCCAGAUCCUCUGAGACUGCAUCAGUUACUCUUCUCGAAUCUCGGUCAGUCAUCUCAGCAUCCGGUACCACUGGACUUCGCACGUGGGAGGCGGCACUCCUGUUUGGUUCGUUCUUAGUCUCCGAAGGGGGUCGGAGAAUAGUACAAGGACGCAACGUGCUUGAACUAGGCGCCGGGACGGGAAUGCUGUCUAUCCUCUGUGCAAAAUACCUGGGAGUCUCUAGGGUCCUCUCCACGGACGGCGACGAGUCGGUUGUUGAUGCGAUUAAGGCGAAUGUUUUCCUCAAUGGCCUGGAUACGGAAAAAUCGUCACAGGGUCUUGUGAGAACAGCUGCACUUAAAUGGGGCCGCCAUGUUAUUGCUUCGACAUUUUUGGAAGAUUACGGCAUGGAAUUACCAGAUGUGGUUCUUGGGGCUGACGUCACAUACGACCGAUUCGUCAUCCCAGCCCUUGUUUCGACGUUGAGAGAAUUCUUUGAGGCGAAAUCGACGCUGCAAGUGCUCAUUGCGGCGACCAUACGUAAUGAACGGACGUUCGAGACUUUUUUGAACGCGUGUAAGCGGAAUUGCUUCGGUUUGCAGGUCCUCGACUUCCCGCUGGUCCCUGAGGGUACUCAGGAUGGACCCUUUUACCCAACAUCAACUCCCAUUCAGAUUUGGCGAGUAACUGGAGCGCAGGAGUAG
Westerdykella ornata is the source of this 1104-nucleotide messenger RNA. RefSeq lists its product as uncharacterized. The transcript has 4 exons. The coding region runs from base 1 to 1104 and encodes 367 amino acids. The record is from RefSeq and is a predicted model, not a curated record. Lineage: Eukaryota; Fungi; Ascomycota; Dothideomycetes; Pleosporales; Sporormiaceae.